Messenger RNA from Miniopterus natalensis, 763 nucleotides. It is a transcript of the gene COA3, whose product is annotated as cytochrome c oxidase assembly factor 3. Gene Ontology annotation, cellular component: mitochondrial inner membrane. NCBI's taxonomy places the organism in Eukaryota, Metazoa, Chordata, Mammalia, Chiroptera, Miniopteridae. Gene Ontology annotation, biological process: mitochondrial respiratory chain complex IV assembly. The record is from RefSeq and is a predicted model, not a curated record.
UGGAGCGGCAAUAUGGCGGCGCCGGGAGCUGGUGACCCUCUUGAUGCUAAGAGUGGAAAGGCCCCUCUCGCGCAGCGCAUCGAUCCGACUCGGGAGAAACUGACUCCUGCGCAGCUGCAAUUCAUGCAGCAGGUGCAGCUCGCCCAGUGGCAGAAGACGCUGCCACAGCGGCGGACCCGGAACAUCGUGACCGGCCUGGGCAUCGGGGCUGUGGUGUUAGCUAUCUACGGUUACACUUUCUACUCGGUGUCCCAGGAGCGUUUCCUAGAUGAGCUGGAAGAUGAGGCCAAAGCUGCUCGAGCCCGAGCUGCGGCAAGGGCAUCAGGACACUGAUCCAGAUGGGCACUGCAUGACCUCUAACCUGCUGGAGCCCCUUCGCAUGAGGAUGAUGCCCCGUGACUGUAGAAGUUUAAGCCUGCUCACAGCAUUGCUGGCCACCUAACUAACCUUGGGCGAUGAUGGAGCCCAGGCAGCCAGAGAUUUGUGCAUUUGGCCAUCAAGGAACAUUGCCCACCUCACACCCACUGUGUGCAGCAGCUGACCCCUUCUUGUAGUUUGUUGUUUUUUUUAAAGGUAUACAAUCUUGGUUUUUCCCAAGCUUUUGGACUUUGUGGUUUAUUCCCUUCACUUCCCAGGGGCUGGGAGGAAGGGGGACAAGAGGUGGGCUGUUAUGGGAGUGGGUGUGGCAACUCUGUGCAGUGUUAGAGCCUAUAGGAAGGAUGGGAUCAGGUUGAGAAUAAUAAACUGAGUCAUCUCUCUUGGA